AUGGAUAGCGGUAAGGAAGACAAAGCCAUUUCCUUAAAGGAAGAGGGAAAAUUCGUGAAAGAGUGGGAUAAAUUUUCACAUGUUUUGCAUCGCGAUCUCGGGGGGGACCACGAACAUGACAUGGCACAUGUUGGCAUGGAAGAAGAAUUUGCCCGGCCGUCUCAGAAGAAGAAGAGGAAAGCGGAGGAGGAGGAGGAGGAAAAGGCGGAUCUUUUGAGCUCGUGCGAUACUUCCUUCGCUUCUACUCUAUCAGGGAAUUGGCCCACGCCCGACAAAGAGGAUUACGUCGAAAGCGGAUCCCCAAAAGGCCUGAGAAGAUGGUUCCCCUCGGAAUGGAUCCCCGGGUACGGCAAGACAUGGAUGGACCAAAAUCCAUCGCCGUAUGAGUCGCAUGGCACCGGGGAGGAAGACGAAGUAGUCGAAGGCGAAGAUAACGAUAUCGACGACGCGGAUAACGAAUCGGAGCACCCGGACGUGUUAAUGGAUAGCGGGAAGAAAUCAGACGAGAAGGAGGAUUUAGAAGAGUUGAAGAGAUCGUUGGACGAAACGGAGCGACAACUCAAUGCACAGUUGAUGACUUUCUUACGAAAUAAUCACGUGGACACAGACAAAAUGCUUUUUAUGACGCGGGACGAUAAUAAUGAGCAAUGGCGCGUCUCAAAUGGUAUUCGGUGGAGGAAGCAUAAUAAGGUUUGGGAUCCAGAUCCGAUUUUUUGA
Bathycoccus prasinos is the source of this 717-nucleotide messenger RNA. RefSeq lists its product with no specific name. Bases 1 to 717 code for a protein of 238 amino acids. The record is from RefSeq and is a predicted model, not a curated record. Lineage: Eukaryota; Viridiplantae; Chlorophyta; Mamiellophyceae; Mamiellales; Bathycoccaceae. The transcript has a single exon.